Molecule: messenger RNA, 3253 nt
Organism: Cryptococcus amylolentus CBS 6039
Lineage: Eukaryota; Fungi; Basidiomycota; Tremellomycetes; Tremellales; Cryptococcaceae
Exons: 11
Coding region: 804-3176 (790 amino acids)
Biological process (GO): endoplasmic reticulum mannose trimming; carbohydrate metabolic process; mannose trimming involved in glycoprotein ERAD pathway
Cellular component (GO): endoplasmic reticulum; membrane
Molecular function (GO): mannosyl-oligosaccharide 1,2-alpha-mannosidase activity; calcium ion binding
Source: RefSeq, a predicted model, not a curated record
CAACACCUCUUCUUGACGCCUAGAAUUCGAUAAACUUCCUCCUUCUCUUCCAGUUCCCUUCUCCCCCCUCUGCGACCCUUUCUGGAGCACAGCGAUGCGGCCCCUCGCCCCUACAUGGCUCUGGCUGAUCGCCAUCUGGUAUCUUCUGUUACCGAGCGCAUCAGCCAUGUCGGAUGCUCAAAGACUGAAGCUGAGGGAUGAGACUGCUUCUCUGUUCAAACAUGGCUAUGAGGGAUAUAUGAAAUACGCCUAUCCCGCUGAUGAACUACGACCUCUAUCAUGCGCGCCUCUUCGCCGAUCACCAAACGCAGCAGACUACGGCAUCAACGACCUCCACGCCAACAUCUCCCUCACCCUCCUCGACGUCCUCUCCACCAUCCCUCUCCUCCACCCCACAGCACUGCCCGACGCCCUGGAAAAGGUCGCAACCCAAGUCAGCUUUGACCAAGACGUCAAGGUGCAAGUAUUUGAGAUGACCAUCCGCGCCCUUGGGGGUUUGUUGUCGAUGUACCAGUACCUCGAUAACCUGCCGGACAGUAUGGAAGAACAAGCGCGGAUCCUCGGGCUCGACAAACCGAGGUCGAAAGCGGGGUGGUGGGGUGUGGUGGAGGAAGAGGCGGUGGAUGAGGUGGAUGUGAAGCGGUAUAAGGGGAGGAUGUUGGAGUUGGCGGAGGAUUUGGGGAAGAGGAUGUUGCCGGCGUUCAAGACGGGGGCGGGGCUGCCUUAUGCGAGGGUAAAUUUGAGGCAUGGGGUAGAGUCGAGGGAGGGGGCAGAGACUUGUAAGUAUCUCUUUUACGGGAGGGAUGGUCGCUGAUUUGGGGGAAGGUACGGCAGGUGCGGGGAGUUUGAUAUUGGAGUUUGCAUUGUUGUCGAGGUUGACGGGUGAUGAUCGUUAUGAAAAACACGCAUACAAAGCAUACACUUCUCUCUGGAAUCGCCGGUCUGACCACAACCUGCUCGGGAACGGUAUCACCGCCACUCUCGGGCAAUGGCUCCAGCCAGGCCUCAGUGGAGUCGGGGCGGGGAUGGAUAGUUAUUACGAAUAUGGUAUCAAGGCUGGUAUCAUGCUCGAUGAUGAUGCUUAUAGCGACAUCUUUUACGACUCUUAUGCUGCUAUUCAGACACACGUCCGCACCUCUGACGGCUUCAUCUACCGACCGCUCCACCUAACCCUCCUCCAACCACCAACAGUCUCCACGAUCGACUCUCUCUCCGCCUUCCUCCCCGCUGUCCAAGUCCUAGCAGGCGACCUCUCGUCCGCCAUCCGCGCGCAUUUGGUGUGGUGGAUGAUCUGGCGGAAGCAUGGGGCUUUGCCGGAGAGCUGGGAUUGGGUAGGGAGGCGGGUGGAGUGGGCUGGGUGGCCGGGGAGGCCAGAGUUUGUGGAGAGUACUUAUUAUUUAUAUCAGGCGACGAGAGACCCGAUGUACCUCAAAGUAGGACAGAGGGUACUGCAAGAUCUGACGAGAAAGACAAAGACUACGUGUGGAUUUGCGACGAUCAAGAAUAUCCUUACAGGGGAGAUGGAAGAUCGCAUGGAGAGCUUUAUGCUUUCCGAAACUCUCAAAUAUCUGUACUUGCUCUUUUCGGAUACACCGUUCGAAAACAAGAACCGGGUAUACACGACCGAAGGCCAUCCGUUGUACAUGCCGCCCGACCUGCUCCAACCGCGGAGCCAAUCCCGCAAAGCCUCACACCGGGGCGAACAACUCUUCUGCCCGGUAUAUCACCCCCCUAUCGCAUUCACCAGCAGCCACUCUCCCUCCUCUCCCCCCGGCUCUAGCGGUGGAGGAGAAGACAAACCAACCCCUUCAGUCGGUACGGACCCCAAACAGCUCGGGCUGAGGGUGGGUAUCGAAGACUCGUCAGAGUAUGAAUAUGCCCGGGGAUUGGUGUUUGGGUGGGGAGAGGAGGGGUUGAAUUGGGAGGCCAAGGAGGGGAGGAAGGGGUGGUAUGAGGGGGGUAUCUGUAGGGUUGAGGAAGUGCCGAGAUUCGCAUUCGACUUGUCUCUGACCAAUAAUACCGACGCUCCAGAGUCUACCUCGGCAGUCAAGCCGAAGAAGACUAAAAAGAAGGGCACGAAAAGCGCCUCACCAAGCAGCAGCAAGGUCGUGCAGAAUACCACAACAGGCGAUUAUGUGAUCCGAGACGUCCAAGGUCUGAAACUGGGUGUCCGAUGGCGAUUCGAUGGCAAGGGGUAUGACGUCUCCAACAUCGACCAUCAUAGAGUCCGCCCAGGUCAGCAAAUAACAAUAACCGACCCCAGUAUGAUCCCCCAGCUCCUCGCUGAUAUCGAACCCGAUCCCCUCCCCGCCGGUGCUGGCCAAGUGUCACAUGGGAUUACGGAUGUGAUCCUGCGGUUCCGGAAAUACAAACCCGACUCAUCAGACCAUGGGGAUGGGGAAGUGUUUUUGCACGCUCUGGCGGCGACGGCGAUAUUUGGGAAAGACUUUUCGCUGCAAGAAGAGUCUGGGCGGGAAGGGGAGGUGGGGGAAGGGUGGGGGUUUGGGGCUGCGCCUUUGACACUGUUCGUCUUGCCUGAUGGUGUUUCGGGCUGCGACCUGUCUCCUGCCGGGAAGAUACAAGACCUCCCGGAAGACGGCUUUGUGAUGGCCAUCUCCCGAGGAUCCUGCCCUUUUGCCGAAAAAGCGAAAUACGCCAAAGCCCACGGUGCGCAAGGCCUCAUCAUCACCGGCCUUCCCCUCCCGCCACUGGACCCGACCAACCCUGAGCAAGGGGUAGAAUGGAAAGAAGAAUACGAAGGGAUCUACCACAACCCCCAGAGCGACCCGGGGCUGAUCCGCCCCUCGGCAGAAGGAGUUGAUGUGGAGGAGGUAGGGGAGGGGGUGGGGGUUGUUUAUGUUGAGUGGGUUGUGGGGCGGGCUUUGAGGGAUGUCGUGGGUUUGAAAGAUGGGGGAGGAGGAGGAGGGGCAGGGGGUGUAAGGGUUGGGGUAGAGAUAAUGAGGAUGGAGGAUCUGCAGAAUACAAAUGAGGAUACCUCGCCUGCGCCACCUCGGAGGCAUAAGCGGAAACAGAAGCCUUUCGAGAGUCCUCACGACGAAAGAGAUGGAGAUGGAGAAGAUCGUGGGAAUGGGGAAGAGAGGAAGAAGGGAGAAGGACGGUUAGGCGUGGAAGGAUGGGAGAUCUGUAAUCUUGUGGUCGAUCCUACUGUAGUAUAAUCCUGGCAACCUCUUGCAUCGACUUGUCUCUUCCGUUUUGUCAUGACCAUCUAUGCAUACAUGCACUAGUAUCCCUG